CAAACAUUUUCGAGGUUAUGUCACCAAAAAAAUCAAAAAAUAACAAAAACGUGUUUUUUACAAAAACUAUGGAAAAUUCCUGGAUGACUUACCGAAAAUUGUAAAAUUUCCUUCGUUUGGCACCGAAAAUUGGCAGUUCAAGGAAAUCAUGGUAGAUCCAAGGAAAGUAAACCAAGUCCUAGCAGCCCUGAAAAUCAAUCCAGAAGACCAAAUAAUUUUCAUCAAAGAAAACUCUUUCGCUGAUUCGAAUUUUGUCAUCACUCAUUUAUUCAAACAAUUAGUUUAUGACAAAAGUAACAUUUGCUUUUUAACUUUGCACAAUACAUUUGACCAUUACCAGAAUGUUGGUAAGAAGCUGGGAUAUGAUUUGAAACAAGUUGUAGAAAAGGGGCAACUGAAGAUUAUUGAUCCGCUUAAAGAGCUUGUAGAUGCAAUUGACUUGGAGGAUUCUUCUGCACAACAAAUAAUUAGGUGCCUUUUUGAUUGCAUUCAAACGCAGAUAAACAAUUUUCUUAUUUCUAAGGAAUCUUUAGUUUACUUAAUCAUAGAUGACUUGAGCCAUUUAUUAGAUUUGGGCAUUGACGUACCUUCAGUAAUAAAUUUUACAAAUGUUUGCCUUAAUUUGACCAGUGACAAAAAUGUUUGCACAAUAAUUAAUUCGCAUGUAGGCUCGAAAAGCGAUCUUUUAGUAGCAAAUAAUAUUCAAUAUGUGUGUGACGUUUGCGUAAGUGUUUCGCCACUGAAAACGGGACAAAGUGCUGAUAUUACAGGAAGUAUGUUGGUGCAAAGGGGGUCUCAGCAAAAUAAAUUUCAUUAUAAGGCUUUUGAUAAGGGUAUAAAAACUUUUCUACCUGGGGAAGCUUUAUAUAAGUGAAUUUCAGUGUUGGUUUUUAAUAAAGGAGUUUUAUUUA
Molecule: messenger RNA, 911 nt
Organism: Ceutorhynchus assimilis (cabbage seed weevil)
Lineage: Eukaryota; Metazoa; Arthropoda; Insecta; Coleoptera; Curculionidae
Source: the annotation of a GenBank genome assembly